AUGGGCAAAAGAACCCACGCCGAGAUGGAGGGAAAAGAAUCCGCAAACUCGUCGCCUUCGCCGUUCAUGUCCAUGUGAGAAACACCAGCACACCGAAGCUUUCAUGCCAAAGGAUGUACCUAAUAUCCCUUCUAUAGGUUCGAACGAUUCCGUGCCGAGCUAGAUGAGCAUCACGACAGGAGAGAACGCAUAAUCAAGGCCUCUCGAGAUAUCACGGCGGCUUCCAAGAAGAUGUGGGAUUUUCCUAACUAUAAAUUUUGAUCGAAACCAAGCUAACAGCUUCAUGCAGCAUCUUCACGCUCCAGCGGUACGUCUCAAGAAGAAUCCACCGACAACGACCUCAAAUGACUGACAUUUCACUAAAGUAUACGAAAAUUAAAUGAACCACUGCCCCAGCAUGUCACCAAAGGCAACAAGCAAUACUACGACACCAUCUCCACGCAAUUCGCCUCCGUGUGCAAAGAUCUCCAAGGGUUGAAUGCCGAUCGAUAUGCCAGACAGAUCAGCGGCGGAUGUCAAGAAUGGAUGGAAGCUCUAUCCUUCGAACACUACCUGACCACAUCGACACUCAUCAGCUACAAAGACGCAGCCUCGGAACUCCUCUCUUUAGGCUCAGAGGGAUCUGGAGUAGGCCUCAGUCCAGAAGAUUAUCUACUUGGAAUCUUUGAUAUGACGGGCGAGUUGAUGAGGUUCGCGAUCACGGCCAUGGCGACAAAUGGCGCUUUGCCGUCGAGUUCUCAUGAUGCAGAAGAGGAGCGGAACGUUUUGAAUGAUUUGCGGGCCAUGAGGGCGGCGCUGGAGUCUUUGAAUGCUGGGACUGGGCCUUUCGCUAAAGAUGUCGACAAGAAGAUGGAGGUGAUGCGCGCCAGUGUUGAGAAAGUUGAGCGGUCGUUGUAUGGAUUAGUCGUGAGAGGAGCAGAGCGGCCCAAGGGAUGGAUGCCAGACGCUGAUGGAGGGAGAGCCAUCGGGGUGGAAAGCUAG
Lecanosticta acicola is the source of this 981-nucleotide messenger RNA. NCBI's taxonomy places the organism in Eukaryota, Fungi, Ascomycota, Dothideomycetes, Mycosphaerellales, Mycosphaerellaceae. The record is from the annotation of a GenBank genome assembly.